AUGCGGAUAUACAGCAGUUGUAUAUUUAUGUUGAAUAUAGACAAUUGUGAUUGUGAAGGAAAAAUCAAUAUUUGGUUUGAUAUUUGCUGCAGGACCUAGUACUUAUUGAAACUAGCAAAAAUGAGUGCAACGGAUUAUGUUCAAAUAAAAGACAUAAAAGCUGGCAUGAGGAAUAUCAACUCCAUUUUUAUAGUAUUGGAGGUGGGUCCACCUAUAUUAACGAAACAGGGACAUGAAAUUCGUAUAUUGCGUGUUGCGGACCCUACGGCCAUGAUCAAUUUUUCUGUAUGGGAUGAAGCCGGUGCAUUACUGCAGCCGGGAGACAUAGUGCGACUUACACGCGGUUAUGCGGCUCUGUGGCGCUGCUCCCUUACCUUGUACUCUGGAAAAUUUGGCGAUAUACAGAAGGUGGACGAAUUCUGCAUGGUGUUCAACGAUGAAUUGAACAUGAGUGAGCCCCAGCCGGCUCUUGCCGCCAUGUCUCAGGGCCAACAGCAUUCUCACGCAGCGCCACUCUCACUUAUGCCAAAUGCAGCAAGUGGAGAUCAAGUCAACAACUCCAAGCAAGAGCCCUUUGAUAGUCAACAAAAGCAUAAAAGUUUUAUGUAGUGAAGGCACUCAUAAUAUGCAGUAAAAACAAGGAGAACAAGCACAGCAACACAUUUAUAGUACAACAAACUUACUGGCCCGG
Molecule: messenger RNA, 691 nt
Organism: Papilio machaon (common yellow swallowtail)
Lineage: Eukaryota; Metazoa; Arthropoda; Insecta; Lepidoptera; Papilionidae
Product: SOSS complex subunit B homolog
Exons: 1
Coding region: 121-609 (162 amino acids)
Biological process (GO): double-strand break repair via homologous recombination; mitotic cell cycle checkpoint signaling; response to ionizing radiation
Cellular component (GO): SOSS complex
Molecular function (GO): DNA binding
Source: RefSeq, a predicted model, not a curated record